Molecule: messenger RNA, 5526 nt
Organism: Aspergillus eucalypticola CBS 122712
Lineage: Eukaryota; Fungi; Ascomycota; Eurotiomycetes; Eurotiales; Aspergillaceae
Product: putative NF-X1 finger and helicase domain protein
Exons: 4
Coding region: 1-5526 (1841 amino acids)
Biological process (GO): regulatory ncRNA-mediated heterochromatin formation
Cellular component (GO): nuclear RNA-directed RNA polymerase complex
Molecular function (GO): helicase activity
Source: RefSeq, a predicted model, not a curated record
AUGGCCAACCAGAACAACCGCAAUGCGCCUCGCCUAAACACGACGAGAUCCGAGCCACCAGCUAGCGAGAACGAUUUUCGCGCCUGGAAACAACACCUGUGGAACCCCAACCGGGACUAUCCAUUGGGGCAUCGACUUGGAAGCUUUCUGCGGGAAGCACAACGAUUGAUCGAUCAAGAUGUCGGGGUGCAGCAAGAGGUGAUCCGCGCCCUGGCUGAGGAAGGCGGCUUGAAGCGCAUGAAGGAGUUGAUCGACGAAAACAUCCUGGCAGCCCGGUCCUUUGCACAGAAGUCGGUCAUCCUCGAUCAGCAGGUGGUGCCUUUUCUGAACAUCGUAACGCAUCCUGGUGUGCGGGACUCUCUGGUUCUCGAGCAGGCUGUUGGAACGAUCUAUGCUUUCCUCUAUGGCUUGGCGGGCAGACGGGCACUGGUCCUGCUGGGUUUCCUGGCAGACAUGCUACCAUACAACAAGGACCAGGUCACGGACAAUAAUCAGAUCAACCGCCUCGAAAUGUCUCUCCUGACAUUCUGGCACAUACUUGAGCUGAAUUCAGAGGCGUACGUCCACGAGGGCCUCAAGCUAUUGGCCAACCGCUUCCAGUCCAUCGUGAAAGAUCAUGAAGUCUCGCAGGCGCAAGGUGCUCUGUACAAUGUCAGGGGCUACUUGCAAAGAAUUAUGCAUCGACUCAGUAUCGGUGCAGCACUUCCAAGCAUAGCUUCCUCUGGACAGCCCACCCCAGAGAGCGACAAGCUUCCCUCGUCAUUCAUCAUCCACCGCACUCCCCCGGGGGGCCGCCACAACAACGAUUCGGCGGACAUCUGCGACAUUCAGAUCAUGCCCACAUCUGAAGAGAUCCUGUCUCCACACACCGAGUAUCUUCCCGUGAAGGACCCUCGACAGUGGCAUAUCAGCGGUGUCGCCGGGCUCCUGGACCGCAACUUCCGAUUGCUCCGUGAAGACACGGUCGGGCAGUUGAGAGACGUCAUCCAUCAUCAGCUUCGCCCCGAAAAUACAUCAUACACUAGACAGGGUAACCAAGUCCGGACGUACGCAUAUCCGAACGUUAAGGUGGCUUCCUUGUCCUUUGAUCGACAUGCAGGGCUCCAGUUUACGAUCCGAUUCCCUCAGCUUGCGCAGGUGCAGGGACUGCGUGACAAGCAGCGUGAGGAAUGGUGGAGCCAAUCUAGGCGCCUACAAAGUGGCGCCCUUGUAUGCCUCAUCGAUAAGAGUGGAGGAGACGUACUGUUUUGUACGGUAGCUGAGCCACCCAGGUUGCCGCCCGGCACACCUCAGCCCAAGGAUUCCCCGUCUCUCUGGAAGGAGAAAGAUGUCUCAACUGUCGCUUUGGAAUUCGUCGACCCUACAAACAAUCAUGUGCAGUUUAUUCUGGAUCGUUAUCGUCCGCGUGGCGCAGUCUCUCCCGUCACCCUAGUGGAGUUUCCCGGCAUUCUGCUACCAGCCUUUGCUCCGACAUUGCGCGCGCUCCAGAAGAUGAAGCGAAGUGAAGACCUGCCUUUUGCGAACCUGCUGGCUCCAGCGUCCUCCGAAAAUACGGACCAGGUGGCAGAAGUGCCUCCGCCCGCGUACGCUCUCAAGCCUGGGUUCAAGUUCGAUCUUGGCUGCUUAAUGACCGACGAGACCGAACUGCAUCUCCGUCCCGGCCAGGCUUUUGACAUGGAGAAAUUUCAACAGAAGUCGAUUCUUGAUCCGGCUCAAGCCGUGGGUCUAAUAAACACCCUUCAGCACCAGGUAGGUCUCAUACAGGGCCCUCCCGGCACAGGGAAGAGUUACACUGGAAUUGCCUUGAUCAAAGUGCUGCUAGCCAAUGCGGCCAAAGCCAAAGCCAACAUUGGACCAAUUAUCUGCGUCUGUUAUACCAAUCAUGCCCUCGACCAGCUUCUUGAAGAGCUGUUGGAAAAGAAGAUUACGACACAGAUCGUCCGAAUUGGAUCGCGCUGCAAGUCCGAACGCGUCGAGAAAUACACCUUGAGCAAAUUAGCCGACAGGCCUCCGCAGACCAAAGUCGAAAAGAGUUCGAUUUAUCACCUCCAUGUUAAACUCGAGGAGUGUGUAAAGGAAUUCGAUGCUCUACGAUUACAUUCAGAAGGGUCUGAGGCUAACUUAAAGCGGUUUCUGGAGCGCCACAACCCCAGCCAUUGUCGCCAGCUUUUUAGCAAGGAUGAGGAGGGAUGGAAAACUGCGACGUCAAAGAGGGGUAAUAAUGCAUUUCGUCAGUGGAUAAACAGAGGAUUCAAGUCGACAGAGAAGCCCCGAUCUAUCGGUAUCCUCGAGAAUAUAAAACUUGAGCAAAUGAGCGGGAAGGAACGGCAAAUGAUCUAUGAGCACUGGCUCACGGAGAAUAGACGUCAGAAGCACGACGAAGCUAAGAACCUGGUGCAUGAACAAAAGAGGAGCAAGGACAAACUGAACGAUGUUCGACACGAGGUCGAUCUGCGAUGUCUCCGACAGGCACAGGUUAUCGGGGUUACGACUAGUGGCCUCGCUCGAAAUCUCAGGAUGCUUCGCCGCCUUCAGUCCAAGGUAGUGCUGUGCGAAGAGGCUGGAGAGGUGUUGGAGGCUCAUCUCCUGACAGCUCUUCUGCCUUCCGUCGAGCAUGCCAUACUCAUUGGAGACCACCAGCAACUUCGCCCGCAGAUUCAAGACUACAAUCUUUCUCGAGAGAACUACCGAGGUGGUGAACAGUACUCUUUGGAUCAAUCAUUGUUUGAGCGACUGGUUGAUCCCGGCGAGGAUGGCCCAGGGGUGCGGAUGCCGUUUAGCACGUUGGAAACGCAACGCAGAAUGCAUCCUUCCAUCGCACAGCUGGUCAGAGACACUUUGUACCCUCGCUUAGAAGACUCUCCCUCUGUUUUGGAAUACCCGGAGGUAUGCGGGAUGCGCCAGAGGCUGUUCUGGUUGGAUCAUCAACAUCUCGAAGCCGACAAUUCCAGCACCGAUGCGGUAAACACCUCACACUGGAACGCGUUCGAGGUGGAGAUGACCACCGCACUAGUUGCUCACUUGAUCCGACAAGGCUGUUAUAGAGCGGGAGAAAUUGCUGUACUGACCCCUUACCUGGGACAGCUCCAUCGGCUACGGCGUCGGCUCAGCGAGUCGUUUUCGAUCGUCCUCGGCGAUCGUGACCAGGAUGAUUUGGAGGCGGCAGGACUCAAUGAAUCAGACGCAGGUAAUACUCCGGUGUCUCGAUCAAAUGCACUACAGACCGUUCGUGCAGCCACCAUUGAUAACUUCCAGGGUGAGGAAGCCAAGGUUGUGGUAAUAUCGUUGGUCAGAAGCAAUGCCCAGAGACGCUGCGGGUUUCUGCGCACCUCUAACCGCAUCAACGUUCUGCUGUCCCGUGCAAAGCACGGCAUGUAUAUCAUAGGUAACGCCGCUACCUCGAUGGAUGUACCGAUGUGGCGCCAAGUGGUGGAGAUCCUGAAGGACAAGGACAACUUUGGCGCCCAGCUCAAGCUACAAUGUCCACGCCAUCCAGAGUCCCCUAUUGCUGUUUCGGAGCCCGACCACUUCGUGCAAUUCUCCCCAGAGGGCGGCUGCAAUCAGCGCUGUGCCAACCGAUUGCGAUGCGGUCAUGCCUGUAAGCAGAAAUGCCAUUCGACGCUGCUCCAUGAUGCGGUCUACUGCCAGGAACCUUGUCCAAGACCUUUGAAGGGAUGCGAUCAUGCCUGCCCGAAGCACUGUGGCGACAAAUGUCCCCAGCAAUGUCAGGUGAUUGUGUUCGACGCCAACCGGAAACUCGAAUGUGGACAUGCUGCAGUGGAGCUCCCCUGUUGGCAGGCGCAGGAUCCCUCGCUGGUCAAGUGUCCAGUGCCGGUUGCGAAACAAUGCCCUGUCAUGUCAACGUCGAAGAACCCACGUUCAAAUGCCCAGCACUGUGUGGAGUCGUUCUUGCGUGUGGCCACCCUUGCCGACGCAAAUGCUGGCAGUGCACUCGAUAUGAUGGGGACAACAAUGCUCAAGUCAACCAUGGCCGAUGCGAACAGCUGUGUGGACGCAAUUACUCGGCGUGUGCGCAUAGCUGUACUCGGAUCUGCCACGAGCCGGAGUCCUGUCCUCCAUGUGAGGCGCCUUGCGAUGUUCAUUGUGGCCAUUCCCAGUGCCCAAACAAAUGCUGUGAGCCCUGCGUUCCCUGUGCCGAGACUAAAUGCCCAUCGUCGUGUCCUCACAGUUCAUAUAUGUGCUGCUCCAGAGGUCAAAAACCGCGUUGUUGAUUUUAUCCUCGGCGAGGUAUAUUGGGAGAUAGACCUUAAUGAAAACCCCUGCAUCUUUCCUCGAUGCGGACAUUUCUUGACCAUGGAGAGUAUGGAUGGCCAGAUGGACAUGAAAGGACACUAUGAACUGGAUGCCGACGGGAGUCCAGUCGCGAUUACCGAGUCAUCAAGGCCAUUUUCCGUCGAGGACGUCAAAAGAUGUGCCACCUGCCGGGGGUCUUUGCGGGAUAUUUCUCGGUACGGUCGGCUGGUACGUCGGGCUAUGUUGGAUGAGGCCACAAAGAAAUUUAUAUUGUACCUCAACAAUGAAUACGUUCCAAUGGCCCAGGAACUGCCAAAGCUGGUUACCGCCCUACCUGAAGCCAAGAAUUUGACCGGGUCGCUGGCAAUGUUCCAAAUCGGUGAAGUCAUCCGGGUUGAAGGCUCCGGUAGCCAACAAAUCAAACGCCUGGGGGAUCUCAUGAAGAAGCACAAAAUGAAUCGCUGGGAUGGACUACUCCAGUUGAGGAAGCGCAUGGUGAAAUACUAUUCCAGGGUUCAAGUCGAAGAGCAACCCUUCAGUCGCGUUCAGUACCUGGUGGAGCACGCACGGCGGCAGAAAGAAUCCCAAGGGACGUUCAAGUUUAAUGAAAGUGUGUUGCAAACGAAGGGUGUUUUGCUGGCACGAGCACUUCUCAUCAGGCUAGACAUUGCACUGCUCGGCGACUUUCUCUCGCUUUACAGCAUCGCAACUCCACUGUCCACACGGCGUGAGAUUUUUGUCGAUCUGCAGAAAAAUAUGGAUGACUGCCAUGGCCUCAUCCAGCUUGCCAGCGAGCUGCACCGAGUCGCCCAUCAAGUCGAGGGCUACAUCUUCCUGGCGCAGCUCUGUGCUCUGCAGCGAUCCCACAUUAAAGAUGUAGCGGAUGCAGAGCGUCGGCUUACCGAAGGCUGUGAAGCCCUUGAUGCUGCCGAGCAACUUUGUAAGCAGUAUCCAGGCCAAACUCAGGGGUUUUCGGAGGAGAUUGAAAGUGCCAAGGCGAUGUUGAGAGGCUCAACUUUCUAUAGCGCCGUCUCCAACGAAGAACGAAUGGCAGUGAUCACGGCCAUGAACCGCGAAUUCAGGGGCACUGGCCACUGGUACUAUUGUCCAAAAGGGCAUCCUUUCACGAUCGGCGAGUGUGGAGGCGCGAUGCAAGUCUCAAAGUGUCCCGAGUGUGGUGCCCCAGUUGGGGGCCAGGGCCAUCAAACGGUCGACGGAGUUACGCGUGCGAAUGACUUGGAACAGGGACUAGCAAAUUUGAGACUUGAAUGA